This is a messenger RNA of Fomitiporia mediterranea MF3/22, 657 nucleotides long. RefSeq lists its product as uncharacterized. NCBI's taxonomy places the organism in Eukaryota, Fungi, Basidiomycota, Agaricomycetes, Hymenochaetales, Hymenochaetaceae. The coding region runs from base 1 to 657 and encodes 218 amino acids. The record is from RefSeq and is a predicted model, not a curated record. The transcript has 4 exons.
AUGUCGGACCCAGUCGCAGAAAAGUCGACCUUCCUAUGCAUGUACAUGUCCAAUCACCCAGACACGCUCGUUGCAUACGUGCGCUAUUGGGGGAAAGUGAACGAGGUGGUGAAGAGUGCGAAGAUGACGGCUAUUGACAGUAACGUACCCACCAAGGAUACGGAGGAGAAAGAAGUUCGCGUACCGUUUGACCCACCACUGUCCGGGUACGAAGAAGUCAAACCGCGAUUGUUAAGCAUGACUGCUGAUGCACAGGAAGCACUCGGGAUGUCCAAAGCUCCCCAAAUAAGCACCUUCCACCUCCCAGCCUCCUUCCUCAAAACAGGCAUCCCGCUCGCACUCAUGGUCUACACAACCCUCUCACCCAUCCUCUCCACCUCCGCACCCGCCAACCAAAAGUGGAAUUGGGAAUUCGGAUGCUGGUUGUAUGAUGCUGUGGGUGGGACGAAGUUGUUCAAGCCUUUGUGGAUAUUUACGGGUGUAGUGCAUUUUUUGGAGGCGGCGUAUGUGACGAGGUUGUGUGUUAAGCAUCGGACGGGGUUGGUUGUUGGUUUCCAAUAUGUUUUGAGUGUGUUCUUGUUCGGGUUCACGGUGCUGCUGCCGUUCAGGAAGAGGAUCCAGCAAGCGAGAAUUGACUCAAUUAUGAAGGGGAACUGA